Babesia microti strain RI is the source of this 324-nucleotide messenger RNA. Its product is annotated as conserved protein, unknown function. The transcript has 3 exons. NCBI's taxonomy places the organism in Eukaryota, Apicomplexa, Aconoidasida, Piroplasmida, Babesiidae. The coding region runs from base 1 to 324 and encodes 107 amino acids. The record is from RefSeq and is a predicted model, not a curated record. Gene Ontology annotation, biological process: mitochondrial respirasome assembly.
AUGGUAAAGGAAUCUGGGCAAAAAAAUUUCAUAAAUCCGAAUUACCCGCUCACGAAGGAAAGGGCAUUCUCUAUUGUAUGGCAGUUGAAACAAUCUGUGGCAGCGGUGCUAGGAUUCAUCUUGGGGGUUAUCCCCCUUAGGAGUUAUUUAGGCUUUCUUCUCUACAUUUUGGCACAAUUUGCCGUGGUAGAGCUCUAUGUAAUUGUCUACAAAGUACCGGAUUAUGUACUGGAUCUGAGGGAAAUCAUUUUCGAGGCUUCAAUUGCCUCGUGCGGCUGCUUUGUGCUAUGGUGGGUCGUAACAUACAGUGUUGUUCAUUUCUGA